Molecule: messenger RNA, 550 nt
Organism: Rhodamnia argentea
Lineage: Eukaryota; Viridiplantae; Streptophyta; Magnoliopsida; Myrtales; Myrtaceae
Exons: 2
Coding region: 63-356 (97 amino acids)
Biological process (GO): translation
Cellular component (GO): ribosome
Molecular function (GO): structural constituent of ribosome
Source: RefSeq, a predicted model, not a curated record
GGGUUUCGAAUCUCUUCCCUCCAUUACUGUCGACUGCUUCUCCGUUCUGGCAGCAAGCGACCAUGAAGAUUCGUUCCUCGGUGAAGAAGAUGUGCGAGUUCUGCAAGACGGUGAAGCGCCGCGGGCGCGUGUACGUCAUUUGCUCGGCCAAUCCCAAGCACAAGCAGCGACAGGGGAUGGUCACGUUCGCCGGCGAAGGCCAGCUCCCUCCCGCGUCAUCAGAGACUGGCUUGAAGCAGUUAAUUUCGCCUACCUCCAAUGCGCAGACCAGCAUUAUGGCUCUUAUGCCGAAGAAGCCCGAGCCUUCCAUGUUGUUUGGAUGGCGGUCGAGCCUGGCAUCCCUCCUAUUCAAGUAGGGCAUUUUGUUUCAGAUACCUUUUUGCUUGGGGUUAGCUGUCGUAGACAAAAGAUGAUGCUCUGCUUAUGCCUCGAGAGAUAUUGCGUUUACUUGUUAUCGGUGGUUGGCACAUUUGCUUCAUAACAUGUAUUCCCGGUAUAAUCUUUCCUUGUCCCCCCAUGUAAUGCCAGGGUUCUCACUGUAAUACUCUUU